Messenger RNA from Cyphomyrmex costatus, 2175 nucleotides. It is a transcript of the gene INPP5E, whose product is annotated as Inositol-3-phosphate synthase. The coding region runs from base 1 to 2139 and encodes 712 amino acids. NCBI's taxonomy places the organism in Eukaryota, Metazoa, Arthropoda, Insecta, Hymenoptera, Formicidae. The record is from RefSeq and is a predicted model, not a curated record. The transcript is spliced from 6 exons. Gene Ontology annotation, biological process: phosphatidylinositol dephosphorylation. Gene Ontology annotation, molecular function: phosphatase activity.
AUGGAUCAAAGUGAGGGAAAUGACGUCUCUGGCGUCUCAAAUAAGGCAGAGGUUUCCCCGAAAUCAAAACAGAAGAAAAAGUCCCUCUGUCGCAUGCUCAUGAACAAAAAGACCAAGGUCGGCUGUCUGGAGUCCUCGUACAAAGAUGGGGAUUCAAAUAGGAACUCCAAGAUAGAGAGCUCCCAGCAUGGAUCUCAGACUAGCACCAAACUAUCCCUAUGCUGCGCUAUGACCGAACGUAGCAGAACACCACCUCAGAGCUUGACUAUUAGCAGACUUUCCCCGAUGACAUUGAGUCAUACCUCGGUCAAGUCUGAAGUAGCUUCCAUUGAUGAGGAUCGUGGAACGACCAUAGUAGUUGAGCAUCAGGAAGAGACGCAUGUUGCAAAUGAUGAGGCUCAAGCAGUUCAAGAGACUGUAGUCAGAAGGAGUAAUGUAGCAAUGGGAAAGGAGCGUCCUAAUACUUACAUAGAAGACUCAACGGAAGACUCGUUCGAAGAUUCUUCAGAAGAUGAAAACGAACAUCUGAUUGAGUCUGAGAAAACUCAAAAAUACUUUAAGGAUGAGUACUUUACAAAGGGAAAAUAUAUCACUUAUUUCUUCCUGGAAAUGGAACGGCAGUUCUACAAUCCUAAAGAUGUUUACUGUAUGGUUCAGUAUCAUGUUACUGAAAAACCAGAGAAAAAAGGUGAAUAUUCUUCCUCCGGAUCGCUAUCGCCGAGUAUAUCAGGACAAUUACGCCGUAGAUUGCUUCAUAGGAGAUCAGCAGAUAACUUGAUUGUAAACUCACCUACAAGCUCUUUGAGACAUUCUAGUCCAGAUUCUAUUAAAAGUGCACCGAUCCAUCAUAAACCACGUUCAACGUCCCACGAUGCUCUGUCCAAAAAGAAUCGUUACUUUCGUCAAACGACAGGGGCGUCUAUGGAUAGCUUGGCAAAGCAAUCAUUACUUGCUGCACAAGUACUUAACUUAAUUCCUACUCAAAAAGCACGAGAAAGGAAUUUUCUUCAUGGAAGAAUCGCCGCUAAUUCCUUACUCGGACCAGUGGAACUUGAGAAAGUAUUACCUAAUCGAGAAUUAAAAAUUUUUAUCGGCACGUGGAAUAUGAACGGACAGACCCCGCCAAAGGAAUUGAACGAUUUUAUGUUGCCAUCCGACAUAGAGACUGUUCCCGAUUUGUUAGUUAUAGGGACACAAGAGUCAUGUUCCGAACGACAUGAGUGGGAAGCAGCUUUGCAAGAAACUGUCGGUCCUUCACACGUGCUACUAACUAGCAGUAAUCUCGGUACACUUCACCUUGCAUUAUUUAUAAGACGAGACUUGAUUUGGUUCUGCUCUAUUCCGGAGGAGGAUAACUUCUCAACGAGAACUGGAACGGCAUUCAGAACGAAAGGCGCAGUUGCUAUAGCUCUCAUGAUAUUCGGCACCAGCUUUCUCUUUGUUACCGCUCAUUUGACCGCGCAUCAAGACAAGGUAAAAGAACGGGUCAAUGAUAUAAAGAGAAUCGUUAGAAAUCUUGAUCUACCUAAAGAACUACCUAUCAGGCACAAAAGCAAAGAUGUAACACAAAAUUUUGAUUGCGUGUUUUGGUGCGGUGAUUUAAACUUCCGUCUAGCUCAACCGAGAGAGGAAGUGAUUCAAUGGAUCACGAAUACCUGUUUUCCACAAGAAUCACCGAUAAAUAUGCGCAAAGAUCAGUUGAAAAAUAUGUUAAAUGAAGGCGCAGUAUUGCGCGGUUUCGAAGAAGCUCCAAUUUUGUUUCCUCCUACCUACAAAUACGAUCCGGGAACGCAGAAUUUUGAUUCUAGCAGUAAGCAACGCACUCCCGCGUACACCGACAGAAUUCUUUUCAGAGGGAAAGGUCACACCAGAGGAUAUAUUAGACGCGUUAGCCACGAGAAUUCUAGUUCUAAGGACGGGGUUAUAGAGUGCUUGAUAUAUGAUUCUGUUCCAAGUAUGUGCACGUCAGAUCACAAGCCAGUCUGGGGAGUCUUUAAAACCACAUUGAGGCCGGGUAUCGAUACAAUUCCGCUUGGUGCUGGACUUUUCAAUCGCGAAGUAUAUCUAGAAGGUAUUAGAAGACGCGCGGCGGCGAUGGAUGAUUCUCUUGAAACUUCAAAAGUUUGUUCCAUUCAAUAAAGAAAUUCAAAGCUAUUAUGAGAAUGUAUUAGCAGA